Molecule: messenger RNA, 2675 nt
Organism: Xiphias gladius (swordfish)
Lineage: Eukaryota; Metazoa; Chordata; Actinopteri; Istiophoriformes; Xiphiidae
Gene: gsdmeb
Product: gasdermin Eb
Exons: 10
Coding region: 243-1667 (474 amino acids)
Biological process (GO): programmed cell death
Cellular component (GO): cytoplasm
Source: RefSeq, a predicted model, not a curated record
GCGGCGCCGUCUGUCCCGCGAGCGGGCCCCGUCCUCGUCCGGCCCUUUCGCUGAAGCAAGUAACCUCGGGGAGGCGGUGACGCCCGCGGCGCCUGCGCGUGCUUCACUCGCGACGCUGUCCCGCUCUGCCGGCGGGCGAACUCGACAUUUCGACCGCGGCGGCGAGGGGUUGAGGCUGACGAGGAUUCUUCCGGUGCUGCGGGCGGAUCAGCCGCUGGUCCGGAAAGCAGAAAAACUGAGAGAUGUUUGCCACAGCCACCAGAAAUUUUGUGGACGAGGUGGACGAGGGAGGGUUGCUGAUCCCAGUGUCAAGCCUGAACGACACCGUCGCUCUCCUGACAGUGGUGGUGAAGCGCAAGCGUCUCUGGUUCUGGCAGAAGCCCAAGUAUCUUCCCACUGAUUUUAACCUCAAUGAUAUACUGACAGGAGACGCCCCUAUAAAUCCAGUCACCAAAGAGACAGACUUCAUCAAAUAUAAUGGGACAUAUGGUGGCAACAUUCAGGGAGCUUUGGAUGCAAAUUUUGUCCACUCCACUGUGAACGUGGAGGGUAAAGACUCAUCCAAACUCCAGUCAUCCUUUGGCAGUUUGAAAAAAGAGGAGGUGAAUGUGCAGAAGUUGCUGCGAGACUCCAAAGGCAGGGUCCUGGACAUGUCCCACUGUCUGAUCCAGCAGACAAUGGAGAAGCGCCGACGGGUGUUUGGGAUCGUGAAGGAGCGCAUUGUGACCGCCACGCCCUGUUCGGUCAUAGAGGAGGUGCAGCAGGGCAGACGGUGUGGAGGAGGACUGAGCUUCUGGCCCAACAAUCCUAAGGUGUCAUUGAGGGAGAAUGGGAGCCUGAGUAAAGACAGUAAUGUUACCAUGGAGAUUCCUACCUAUACUACUAUUGCCUAUGCCCUCAUAGAACUAGAGAUCAAACAUGAUGGAUGCUAUGAGUUGUGUCUGAUGUCAGACACCACUGGAGGUUUUGAAGUAGACUGCCCAGCUAAGACAGAACUGUGCGGUGUCUCGGGAGCUGUUGCGCACGCUUCUGAAAAUAGCCGCCUUCGACAAGACCUGGAGCAACUUAACGAUCAUUUCCAGCUGCUUUCAUCUCUUCCUGUCACCAUAAAGUCCUCUCUGCUCCAGCAAUUCACAAAAGUUAUGCAGGACCAAGCAGCCGUCAGUGCUCUUCAGAAUGCGCUGGAACAGAUGUGCCUGGGUAAGAGUCCUGCCCUGUGUGAUUUUACGAUGACAGAGUCUCAAAAACAAAACAUCCAAGCAAUUCUUGACCUGGUGGAGCAGUCUGGGCACGUGGAGUCAGCUCAGACAGGCCAUUGCACAACAGUCCUCACAGCCGUUCACCUCAUUAGCAGCGCCUUCGAUGAGUUGACAAAUGAUUGUCUUGCCGUCUUGGGAAUGUGUCUCAGCCACAAUGUGUUACAGACAAUGGAGCUAUUGGUGCAGUGUGUAUCAGGAAAGGGAGAAUUGCCUCUGAGCAGCGCAGGCUUGACUGCACUGACAGGGGACGUCUAUGAAAGGACUGAACAUCUGUUUGCCUCCUCUAAUGUGUCCCUGAAGAAACACGGGGACACAGUGAAGACGGAAAUAAACCAAGAGCCAGGAAACCUUCCUCUGGUCCUGUGUAUCGCCGUCAGAGGUCUUGCCUCGUUAGCCCUCUGUGUUUGAACUGAAGAUGCCAUUAUAUCCACCAUGAAUUUUAAAUACCACACUGGAAUGAGGUAAAGGGGAUUACAUACAGUAUAUUAAGUAUUAUUUUAUCAGUGUUUUGUUUCUUUUAAUUCACUUUAGAGUAGUAUGAUGUCCUUUAAAACACUAUUGCAUUUUACUGUAGGGUAAUUACAUAAAUUUACUAGUGGUGAAACAAUUAGUCAUUUAAUGCUUUAGUCAUUUCUGAUUUUAUAGAAAAAACAAUUAAUGGAUUAUAGUCGUAAAAUAAUCAACUGUUUAAUUAUUGAAUAAAUAAGCGAUAAUACCCGAAAAGUUGUGCGUUACUAAAGGUUAAGUCACACCUUUAAGCCAAUCAGAACGGAGAAUUCUCAUUUGGUGUGGUACAAUGUAAAAUAAACACUAAUUAUUUUAUGUGGGGUCUAAUGUGAUGUCUCAGCCCUUAAGCUGUAGGGUAUCUUGCACCUCACAUUCUUUCUGGUUUUAGAUUGUAAUAAUUUUUCACAUUACUUUUACUAAUUUUCCUCUGUUAAGUGUUGUUAGAUCAAAUAUUUAUGAAUUUUAGUAAUUUGUAAAUUAAAAACACAAAACCAUGACAUUGUCCUCCAAAGUCAUGAAUUUUCAAAGCUGUAUUUUUAAAGUGCUAACUACAAACCUCAAUCUGAAUCACUUGAGCAAAUUGGUUUAUGAAUAUUGAAACUUUUCAUGCAGUUUGAUUGCACGUGUCUUGGAGUUGUAAAGUGCCUUUAAUUGCGGAGUAUUAUUCAAGGUUUUAUGUUGUGAACUUGUCAGGGAACAUAGUUAGCGAUAUUAGAAAUUCUUUCAACCUGCUACCUUUUCAUCUGUACCCUUUUAUGUAUGUUUAUCUCUGGUGCAAAAAGAAAACUUAACAUGAUUGUUUUAACCAUUUCUUUCUUUACCAGCUUGCAAACGUAUGCUCAACACACCACGUUUGUCAAUUAAUUCUGCCAAAAGAACAAAGCAAAACCAGAGCAGAUCAUUAGAAAA